This is a messenger RNA of Ambispora gerdemannii, 939 nucleotides long. NCBI's taxonomy places the organism in Eukaryota, Fungi, Glomeromycota, Glomeromycetes, Archaeosporales, Ambisporaceae. The record is from the annotation of a GenBank genome assembly.
AUGUUUGCCAUAAAGGCGGGUACGAGGUUCAAGAAUUUCAGGAGUCUUGAGCGUAUUUUCGCGACAUUAAAGAACAGGAGUCGUACGAUAAGUGAACUUGGCAAUUCCAAGUCAGUGAUAAAAGUAAAUGACACGGAUGAUGAGGCAAAAAUAACACAUGAGGAUGCAGAGGAGGCUGCGAUUUCGAUAGAAAAAAUAGCAAGAAACAAACUCUCAAAAACUACGAAAACAACAAAUUCUAUCAAAUCUAUAAAAAUUAUUGAUAACAGUCUUCCCGUGUUAUCUUAUAAAGAUGACGAAAAAUACAAGAUAAAGUAUAUUAGCGAUGAUAGAGAGGCAAACGAAUUGAUAGGAAUGAACAGAUCGAAGUUAUUUGGAUUUGAUAUUGAAUGGCGCGUAUUUCCUAAGCCACCAUCUCCUGUCUCAUUAUUACAACUUUGCGACGCGUCCACGAUAUUCUUAUUUCAUGUAGCGCGCAUGCAACGUUUCCCUCGUUAUCUUCAAGAAUUAAUGGAAAAUCCAAUGAUAUUAAAAUUUGGACCAAAUAUAUGUGCAGAUGGAAAGAAACUUUUUCGAGAUUAUGAUAUACAAUGUAAGAGUUUAGUGGAGUUGGGAUCGUUGGGUAUACAAGUAAAGAAGGAUGGAUUCAUCACUCAACGAAAAGUACAAUCAUUGAGAACAUUAGUAGAAGUAUUGUUAGAAAAACAAAUAAUCAAAGACCAAAAAAUUCAGAAAAGCAAUUGGGAUUGUUGUUGGCUUUCUAAACCACAGAUCGAUUAUGCGGCUAAUGACGCUACAUAUCUUUUAGCAGAGAGAAUUUUCGCGUUACAAAGUGAACAAAUCGCGUUAGAUCCGUCGAUCAGUUACGCAAUUGAUCUAUGUGAUAUUGAUCAAGAAACGACAAAAGUCCGAAGAUUUGCGAUGAAGAUUAUUAUUUAA